AUGUUCACUAGAUCUCCAGAACAGUACCAGAAGCUGAAUUUCUUUGAGGCGGAUAUCGCAAACACCAGUUAUGUGCGCAUGAUGAAGAGCGUCAAACUUCCAACUUCUGGAACAAAAUACCGCUACGCCAUCAACUCUCCUAGCGAGAGUGGUAAGCCAUACCUCUUGUUCCUUCACGGCUUUCCAGAGUCUUCGUACAGCUGGAUCAAUCAGAUCGAAUAUUUUACCAGACGUGGCUAUGGCAUUAUAGCUCCAGAUCUUCUGGGUACUGGUGGUACAGACAAGCCCGUGGAACUGGAAGCUUACAGUCUGAAGAUGAUGGCAUCUGAAGUUGCUGGAUUGCUCGAUUGUGAGGGCAUUGAGAACGUAGUGGCGGUUUCGCAUGACCUGCAAGUAAAAGCACAAGGAUCUUUCUUACUUCCCCGACUGCACACGUAUCAGUCGAGAUAUCUUUCAGCUCUUGUAUUCAUGGAUAUCGGCUACUUCGCCCCCGGCGUAGAUGUCAAUAUGACCUACGUCGAGACUUACAAUAACAUCUCAGAAGCCGAAGUCGGUUACCCCGCUCUCGGAUACUGGUACUACUAUGACCAACCAGAUGGACACGUCCUCAUGGACGAACAUUUGGAUUCAUUCUACUCUCUUAUCUACUCUUUCAACACACCAACAGAUUGGAUCGAGCACAUCGCCAAGAUCGGCGCCUCCCAAGAAUGGCUAGCAGCAGAUAGAAUGGCAGAAUACGGCAACGAUUACAUUACCAAUUCCGCUCGAGAGCGAUGGAAAACCAUUACCCAAGCACAGGGUGGUGUUCAGGCAGCUCAGAGAUGGUACGAAGCGCUUUUGCGAGGUAUCAACUCGGAAGACGAAGACGAAGUUCGAUCGAUGUCAGGAAUAAUUGAGCAACCAUCACUUUUGAUCGGGGCAGACAGGGAUCCUGUUGGUCUUCCGGCACGGCAGCUGAUGGCGACUUUACCUUAUGCUCCGAGAAUGCAGGUUAAGUCUGUUGAUUCUAGAUACUUUCUUCUCAUCGAGCAGGCGGAUGAAGUCAACGAGCAUCUCUAUAAGUUCUUGCAGAGUCUAUGA
This is a messenger RNA of Alternaria arborescens, 1080 nucleotides long. RefSeq lists its product as hypothetical. The record is from RefSeq and is a predicted model, not a curated record. Gene Ontology annotation, molecular function: catalytic activity. Bases 1 to 1080 code for a protein of 359 amino acids. NCBI's taxonomy places the organism in Eukaryota, Fungi, Ascomycota, Dothideomycetes, Pleosporales, Pleosporaceae. The transcript has 3 exons.